Pomacea canaliculata is the source of this 1073-nucleotide messenger RNA. RefSeq lists its product as uncharacterized. The transcript is spliced from 4 exons. Gene Ontology annotation, cellular component: plasma membrane. Lineage: Eukaryota; Metazoa; Mollusca; Gastropoda; Architaenioglossa; Ampullariidae. The record is from RefSeq and is a predicted model, not a curated record. Bases 75 to 1073 code for a protein of 332 amino acids. Gene Ontology annotation, molecular function: protein binding.
UCCACCACGUGUCGGCACUACCUGUUCAGCUGUCUGAAGGCAGGUGGAACUGCUCGGCCGUGCGAUGGGAGGACAUGCAGCAUCACUUCCCGUGUAACUUUGUGUCUAACUGUGUGGGCGGCGAAGAUGAAGCUGGAUGCUGGUCAGGUGACGGCACGUGCAGCCCGGGGACAUUCCAGGCUGGCGGCCGCUGCUUUUCACUUUCUCGUAUAGAGCAGCAAGAAGUGUCAUGGAAUCUUGCCAGUAACUGGUGUCAGCAGCGAGGAGGACAGUUGCCAAGUCUAACCACAAGACGUGUGUGGGACGCUGUGACAGACCUGUGUCACAAGACUGACAAAUGCAAUGAAUUCUACAUCGGCGCCAGGUCAGCUCCUCCUACAAUAUCCGCGAUGUAUCAGAACAGCUGGAUUUGGUCUGAUGGUACGAUCGCCCAUUUCAUAAAAUUGCAGACCUUUAAGAGAUCUCAUUAUACCUCAGACACUUGCACUAGCUUUCGGACUGGUUUUACGUUUUCACUGGAAUUCACAGGACGUCAGUCACUUGUUGUACAAGAAUGUGAGGAAACCACACAAUUUGUGAGUUGUCUUUUAUGUGAAAUUCCGGACGCCUUAAGGCCAUAUAAAGAAGAAGAACUGCCAGAGAUCAAAGCAACAUGUGUACAACAAUGGGAGCGCUGUAAUGGUCAAGUGGACUGUGACGACGGUGCCGACGAGAACCGGUGUAAAACAAACGUCGACUACAGUAAAGACACUCUAGACCGAGAACUCCCAUUGAUAAUGGAUCUCAAUGCAAAAGGAAGGUUUAUGUUUUCUCCCUACAAGAAAGACGAAUACAAUACGUCGACCAUUUUUUCCUGUCCUGAUUCCCACUUUACGUGUGUCAGCCUUCAGCAGACUGGUCAGAUUACAGUGGACCAUAGUCAGAUGAAUGAGAAAGGUAUUGUUCCACAAAUGAGCGAGGGUGAUGGACGUACCGCUGACAUCCAGAUAGCGAAUGUUAGAAAAGUCAGCGGCAUUAAAAAUGUCAGAACAAACGAAGGCCCAGCCGUGGCAGAAACAGUUGUGUGGACAUGA